Molecule: messenger RNA, 6986 nt
Organism: Scophthalmus maximus (turbot)
Lineage: Eukaryota; Metazoa; Chordata; Actinopteri; Pleuronectiformes; Scophthalmidae
Gene: ptpro
Product: protein tyrosine phosphatase receptor type O
Exons: 27
Coding region: 653-4414 (1253 amino acids)
Biological process (GO): regulation of glomerular filtration; axon guidance; negative regulation of canonical Wnt signaling pathway
Cellular component (GO): plasma membrane; glutamatergic synapse; GABA-ergic synapse
Molecular function (GO): Wnt-protein binding; protein tyrosine phosphatase activity; cadherin binding
Source: RefSeq, a predicted model, not a curated record
UUUUUCUCUGUUCAAUAAAUAAACUUGAUUGUGAUAGUCUGUUUACAGCUGUGGCUCUGGAGGUCAAGCGGUCGUCCACUAAGCUGGAGGUCGGCCGUUCGAUCCCAGCUUCCCUCAGUUUAACCCAUUUACCACAAACGGAAGAAAUAUGUUAUUGAAACAGACAUAUUCAUAUUUAUAUGUACUUGUUUAUUCAGGCUCCCUCAAUCAAUCCUUACGUUUUUUCAAGUGAUGUAAAUGAGUUCAUGUGUGACGAGACAAGUCCCAUGACGUCAUCACAUGUGUAAAACUUGCUCCACAUGUUUGAUAUUGAGUCAUUUUUCGUUUGAAUGUUUAUCAAUCAUCAGCUUCAUCUGGAGGAGCGGAGCUGUAGGUGAUGAAGAUGAUGAAGACGAUGAGGAGGAGGGGGGGCAGCCUCCGGGCCGCAGGGCGGGGCGACGCCGCGCAGCAGCAGCUUCAUCACCGCGGAGCGACACCGACCUCCUGCUCGUCUCCAGGCCGCGGCAGGACGCCGGAGCGCGGCCGGUUCCUCCUCAGUCACCGCCGGUCCGGUUCCAGCCGAUGAGGAGGAGGAUGAGGAUGAAGAUGCGGUGUGUGUGUGCGCUGUAGCAGACGGAGUGUGUGUGUGUGUGAGCGGGAGCAUCGCGCUCCGAUGCAGCAGAAGAAGAAUCGCCAUUGUUUGGAUGCGCAGCAGACUGGGAGGAAAACCCCGGAGACAGCGCCGCGUCCCCCGCGGGUCCCCGCCGCCAUGUCCCCGCUGCUGCUCACCGCCGCGCUGCUCGGCCUCGUCCAGAGGUCGUCGACCUUCCUCGUGUCCCUGAGCGAUGGCGGUCUGAUCUCAGCGUCUCUGGAACGUUCCGACCUUCAGGAGAACGUGACGUCGUACGCCGCUCAGUUCUCCGGAGAACCUCGACCUGUCGUGCUGGAGUUCAGGAACGUGAGCGAGCCGCUGCUCUUCAACGCGUCGCUCCACGGCCUCUGCUACUCUGUGGGUCUGCUGCUGAGACGUGGUCCGACCUGGUCCCGACCCGUGAAGACGGCGUCCGUCCUCACGAAGCCACUCCCCGUCCUCAGCGUCCAGAUCUCCGACUACAGAGAGUCUCCAGAAACCGGCGUGGUGUUUCAGUUCGACGCUCCGUCUGGAAACGUGUUCAGCAGAGUGAACAUCAGCUUCACCGAGGGUCAAGAGAGACGCUCGUUCCUCUACAAAGAUUUCUACAAAGGGAAGACGGUUUUCAAACACUGGUUGCCGGGCGUCUGUUACCGUGACAUCACCUUCCAGCUGAUCUCCGAGGCGACAGCGUCCCAGAUGCCGCUGGUGACACACAGCGACGUCACGCACACGCCGGUGACCCACAGGACCGUGCCCUACCCCCCCCUCAACAUUUCCCAUAAGAUCGUCCACCUGAGCCCCAGGGCGGGUCCGGGCGAUGCCCCCAACACGCCCCCUCCUGACGGGAACCAGGAGAACGCCCGAUCCGUCCGUCAAGCGCAGGACGUCCCGCUGAUGGAGGGGGAGGAGGAGGUGUCCACUCUGGUUCCACUCGACCCGCCACAGAACCAGAACCUGUCGGGAACCGCCGCCUUCCUGCUGAGCGCCAACCAGACGACUCCGAGCUACUGGCUGGACCCGCCCGACCCAACCGACCCGACUCCGGCCGACGGCGACGACGAGUUCGUGAACGCCGUGGUGUCGGAGUACGAGGACUCCAACGAGCCCGGCUCGGCCAUGGGCCUCCCCUCCGACCCGCCGGUCCUGCCCACCUUGCUGCCCCCCGUCCUGCUGGAGCUGCGCUGGCUGCCGCCACGAGCGCCGACCAGCUAUGACGGCUUCAUUGUCUUCAUCCACAGAGACGGCAACGCGACAGAAACUGCAACUGUGGACGAGAACACUCACGAGUUUUUCUCGGAGCUGACGGAAGCGGGAACAUACCGGGUCCAGGUCACGACCUUGAGCUCGGCCGGAGACUGUGACGCCAGAGAGAGCGCCGCCGACACCAGCUUCACCUUCUACCUCGGCCCGGGUGGCGAGCUGCUGGAGGAGCUGCGGCAGCGUCCCCAGUCCGUCAGCGUGCGGCUGCUGGACUCCAGCACCGCCGCCGUCUCCUGGGCGCCGUCACCCGAGGACCACAACGGCAGCCUGGUGUCGGUCGUGUCCACCACCUGCCUGAAGCCCAGUCCGAGCCAGAGGAUGGAGAACACUUACUGCAGCGAGGAGAACUCUACGAGUGACAUCAUCAGUGACCUCACCCCCGGGGCCCAGUACCGGGUUCUGGUGUAUCACACUAACGGGCCGCUGCUCAGUCCGCCGUCGGAGCCCGUCAUCAUCGACAUCGAACCAACCGGCGUCCGCGAGCUCGCCGUCUACCCGCUGAGCCCGACCGCCGUGAUCCUGAGCUGGCAGCGUCCCUACCACGUGUCCUUCAGGAAGUUCGUCCUGCAGACCUUCUUCUUCAACCCCGUCACGCUCGCCUCCGAGUGGACCACCUACUACGAGAUCGCCGCCACCGCCUCCGUCAUCGCCUCCGUGAGGGUCACCGACCUGCUGCCCGCCUGGUACUACAACUUCCGUGUUUCCAUGGUGACGUGGGGCGAGCCGCCGCUCAGCUGCUGCGAUGGCGCCACCGUGAGCUUCGUCACCGCUCCCGAGGCUCCUCAUGUUUCAUUGGUCGAUUACUCUCAUGGCGUCCUGUACGUCCGGUGGACGUACGGCGAACUCUUCAUCGACCUGUCACACUCAAGGAUGCUUCACUGGCAGGUGGUCGCCGUGGGAAAGAAGAGCGCCGAGAGGAGCUACUCCGUUGACGUGACUCGUAACGUGAUGUGGGCGAGCCUCCCUCUGCCUCCGGGAGACAUCUACAACCUAACGGUGACGGCGUGCACCGCCCGCAGCAGGAACACGUCCACGCCGAACAUCAUCAAACUGGAGCCGGCUCCUCCCAGGUCUCUGUUGGCCGUGAACGCCACGCACUCGUCCGUCACUCUGCUGUGGAGCGAGGAGGGAGUGGUCGACUACUACCUGGUCGUCUGUCGACCCGUCAGAGGAGUGACGGGGCUGAAGGCGCGGGAGCCUCUGAUGGUCGACGCCCACCUGGUGACGGUUUCCGGUUUGCCGCCGUCGUCGUCGUUCAACUGCAGCGUCACGAGCUUCAGCUACAACACGGCCAGUAAACCUGCUCACGUCACCAUCAGCACCGUGGCUAAAGAGAUGAAUCCCAGCGUGGCGGCCAUUUCGGCUCUGUCCGUCCUCAGCGUCCUGCUCGUCAGUCUGCUCGUCCUCUUCCUGCUCGUCCUGAGAAAGAAACACCAGCAGAUGAGCAGAGAAUGUGGAGCGGAGACGUUCGUCAACUUCGCUUCGUUCGAGCGAGAUGGGAAACUUCCGUACAACUGGCGAAGAAGCCUCUUUGCCUUCCUUACCCUCCUGCCAUCCUGCCUUUGGACUGACUAUCUUUUGGCUUUUUAUAUUAAUCCUUGGAGCAAGACGGCGUUAAAGAAACGGAAGCUGACGAGUCCGGUUCAGCUCGACGACUUCGACGCCUACUUCAAGGAAAUGAGCAAAGACUCAGCGUAUAAGUUCUCGCUGCAGUUUGAGGAGCUGAAGAGCGUCGGUCUGGAUCUUUCCCAUGAUGCAGCUGAUCUGCCCGUCAACAGGCCCAAGAACCGAUACACCAACAUCCUCCCAUACGACUUCAGUCGAGUCAAGUUGGUGUCGAUGCACAACGACGAAGGAUCCGACUACGUCAACGCAAACUUCAUCCCUGGAUACAAACAUGCGAAGGAAUACAUCGCGACUCAGGGUCCGCUGCCCGAGACUCGUAACGACUUCUGGAAGAUGGUCCUGCAGCAGAAGUGUCCCAUCGUGGUGAUGCUCACUCAGUGUAACGAGCGGCGGCGGGUGAAGUGCGACCACUACUGGCCGUUCACAGACGAGCCGGUGAUGUACGGAGAGAUCAGCGUGGAGAUGCUCUCUGAGAGCGAGUCUCCGGAGUGGACCAUCAGGAAGUUCAGACUGGGAUACGCCGACGAGUCUCAGGACGUCCUGCACCUGAACUACACCUCGUGGCCGGAUCACGGCGUGCCCACGGUCAACGCCAUCGAGAGCAUCCUGCAGUUCGUCCACAUCGUCCGUCAGCAGGCCAACAGGACCCGAGACCCGAUCAUCGUCCACUGCAGCGCUGGAGUCGGCCGGACCGGGACCUUCAUUGCUCUGGAUCGUCUCAUGCAACACAUCAGGGAACACGAGUUCGCUGAUGUCCUGGGGCUGGUGUCCGACAUGAGGUCCCACCGUCUGUGCAUGGUCCAGACUGAGGAGCAGUACGUGUUCAUCCACCAGUGUGUGCUGCUCAUGUGGCAGAAGAAGAAACAUCAGUCCAUCACCUCAGACGUCGUCUACGAGAACGCCAGCAAGACAUAAGGCGGACACUCCUCCAGACGCGGUGAACACGCCUCCUGUGUGUUAAGAGUCCAUUCUCUGCAGAAGAAGAAGAUCAGCUUCAUCAUCAGUAUCAAGAAACAAAACAUCAACGACACGUGACAAAAUAAAAUAAUCCAGAUUUUUGUUUGAAUUGGUGUAAAAGCACGAGGAUGGAGUUUUGCCUUACGGAGCCGCCACCGACCGACCUGACCCUCCACGUCCCCGCCCUCUGACCUGGACUGACUCACGCCAACGUGGCGUCGGAGGAACGAGCUCCGUCGACUGGACGUCUGCUAUGUGUCCGUCCUCCUUCAGAUGACAGGAAGCAACGAGUCGCAGUUUUUCAUUUUUAUUUAUGUUUUAAAUCUCAGGAGUCGCUGACAAACCGGCGAGCACACGACCUCGUCCUCCGCUCGCCACCAGGUGACAUCACGAUUAUCAAACUUCGUGGUCGUCUGACGUUUCACGCUCGCUCCUGACAACACUAAGUGGAUGAAAUAAACCUCCAGAAUUUUCCUUUUCGUCCGACGAACCAACACGUAAUAAAUUUUUUCCGGGUCUACACAAAAACAGUGGAAGGGAACAAACGGGCGCCGCCUGCAGGCGUCCGGCCGCCGGCGUCCCGCUGCUGUUCAGCCGGUUCAAGGCGAGGCGCUAUGGCGGCGGAGCUGUAGUUUGUAUUUGCACUGAAGCCUCUGAGCAGCUGCUUCUGACUGUGGACGACGGAGUCGCUCACAGUCCGUCCAUCCGUCCUCGCCACCGUGGACGACACGAGUCUGGAUCUGAAGACGAAGAUCGACCGGAGGAUUUUAACCUUCUGAGGUUUGUGACCUCAGCGGCUGCAACAAUCUGCAGAGACGGAUCAUAUCUGACAAAAACAAUAUCUGACGACAGAGGAGAGACGGUUUCAGCUGAACUACAUUAAAAACACAGACUGUAAAUAAAGACGAGGACGUGUCUCCACUUCCUGAACGUGAAGCUAAAAUAUCUCAGAUUCAGAAGCCGCCAUCUUGUGCCGGUGACGUCAUCAUCACAUUUAUUAUUAUUAUUAUUAUUAUUGUUAUUAUGUGGCGUCAAAGUCCUCAAAUGACAGAAUCGUCUUGUCCCAUCACAUGGAGGGGGCGGGGCUUAUGAGUUGUAAUGCAGCCAGCCACCAGGGGGCGAUCGUGAUGUUUGACUUCCUGUCGUCCGUCUUUAUUUACAGUCUGUUGAGUUUCUCUUCGUGUUGCUGAAGUCGACAGAAAUGUUUCUCCUCAGAUCUCCGACUUGAGCCUUCGAUCAAAACAACAACUUUAAUAAAACUACAAAUAUUGUUUUCAAACUUGAAAAUCACGUUUUAACUUGAUACUUUGACUGAAUUGGUUUAAAUGCCCCUGAAUUACUUCACGAUCACAAUCCAUAGUCAACGUUUAUCUCAUUAACCUCAAAAUGAAUUAUGGUUUUGUUUGAUUUUGGCUCGGGUCGGACGUUCACCAUAUCUGUACAGAAGCAUCAUGUCUGUUCGUGAAAUCAUAUCCAGAUUAUUGACGAUAGUUUAGUUGAAACAUUUCUCUCUUUUUCAGGAAGUUCAGGGUGUCGUCAGAAUAAAAGCACCGCGUGAGGUUUGGUAAAGAGUCGGAGAUUGUUCUGCGUCUUCCUGUGUUAAUGAAAUGUUUCAUGUGCAUCAGCUGACUGGAGCUUCAGGUCAUUUAAAUUAAUUUCUCACUGACUCAGCACCGUAGUGAACAAGCUGUAAGACUGGUAGAAAUGAUUUUAUUGUCAAGAUGUUAAUGCGGAUGAGUUAUGAAUAUUUUCCAACACGUCACUAAAUGUUCAGCUGAAGACAUCGAUUCAUCGCAGCGAUGCUUUUUAUUUCAAAAUGUUUUUCUACACUGACUGUUUGUAACUGUUUUUAAAAUGUUUCAUAUCGACUUUAUCAUUUCAAACACUAAAAACCACCGUCGUGUCAUUUUCACCACAUUUUGUACAAACUUCUGAAACCGAGUCGUUGUUGUUCAAACUCUUAUGAUUAUGAUUCAUAAUCUUAGUUUUACAGUCGACAUUAGUCAGUUCACUAGUUUCUUUAUUGAACCUUCUCCUUUGAAUUUUGUUUUCCCAGAAAAUCAACUUGAACAAACGUAGAAGAAGUUUUCAUUCUUUUGAUGACACCUUGUUUCUGAUUGGACGAAUGAAGGAAUCGGAUGAAUGUUUGUAAAAAGGCAUCGGACACUUGUUGACUUGUACAGUGAUUCAUCAUCGUGGCCUUCGUGGUUCAAACUGCUGAGUCAUCACAUGUACUGUACACGUACUGUACACGUACUGUACAUAUUACUACUGUUCACUUCUGUUUCUACUCGUCAGGACAAAGUCAGUCUGUGGAGAUGUUUGUUUUUUUAAAUCUUCUUGUGACGUGAAUCAUCUUGACUGAUCUUCGUCCUCUUGUCUCCACGACGACCGGACGCUCGGGUGUUUCCGGUGUCGACUCGUGUGAACUUGGAGAACUCUACGAUUCUUUCUGUCGAACUUGUUUGUGUCGUCGUGAGUCACAGAGUUUUAAUGUGUUUGUGUUGGAACAAAUAAACUGUUGCAGUCA